This is a messenger RNA of Colletotrichum siamense, 732 nucleotides long. RefSeq lists its product as uncharacterized. Bases 1 to 732 code for a protein of 243 amino acids. The record is from RefSeq and is a predicted model, not a curated record. The transcript is spliced from 2 exons. NCBI's taxonomy places the organism in Eukaryota, Fungi, Ascomycota, Sordariomycetes, Glomerellales, Glomerellaceae.
AUGCGAUCCGACGUUCUCUUCACGAUCUUCGCCCUGGCCAGUGGUGCUUUCAGUGCGCCUGCAAGAAGCAAUCUGGGCCGUCGCGGGGAAGUCGGUCACGACGAGCUCAGUCCCAGCGCUCAGAAAGUCCAAGACAAUCCCGUUGGCAAGGCGAUUGAGAGAUUCAACCCAACUCUGCACAUUGCCCACGGAUGCCAGCCCUACACCGCUGUCAAUGACGCAGGUGACACGAGCGGCGGGUUGAAGCCGACGGGCAGCUCCACUGGAGGUUGCAAGGAUACUUCGAAGGGACAGACGUACGCCAGAGGAACAACGCUCAAUGGCAAGUUCGCCAUCAUGUACGCUUGGUACUUCCCCAAGGACAUGCCCAACGACGGGGUGCCUGUCGGAUCCCAUAGGCAUGACUGGGAGAGCAUUGUUGUCUGGCUGAACAACGCAAACCUCACCAGCCCUGCUAUCGUCGGCGGUGCGGCUUCUGGCCACGGCGAUUUCAAGCUGUCCAACAACCCCCAGAGAGAUGGCGACAGCGUCAAGGUGGAAUACUUCACUCAGGACUUGAUGAACCACGAGCUUCAGUUCACCGACACCACCGGCACCAAGUAUCCUGUUCUCGACUGGGAUGCCAUGCCGGCACCAAUGCAAACUGCGCUCAACAAUACCAAUUUCGGCUCGGCCAAUGUGCCAUUCAAGGAUGAGAACUUUUUGAGGAAUCUGUUGGAGGCUUCUAUUUGA